Messenger RNA from Ambispora leptoticha, 672 nucleotides. Lineage: Eukaryota; Fungi; Glomeromycota; Glomeromycetes; Archaeosporales; Ambisporaceae. The record is from the annotation of a GenBank genome assembly.
AUGUCAGACAUUAAAAAUAUUGAUAUAAAUUCUAGGCAAGAACAAAGUUACUCGUGCACGUCAUCAUCAUCAUCGUCGCCGACAGAAACCGUUUUUAAUGUAGAGCAACGACAACAAAGAUCACAACUGCCGCAAUUAAAAAUUUCCACGAAAAGAACAAAACACACAAGAAAUCGUUCGCAAACGCACUUAAGAAAACCAGCAUCAUUUGGUAGUUAUCUUUCCUAUGAGCGCUCAAAUUCAAUUUCAUCAACUUCUUCAUGCGAGAGUUUAAUCUCAACCAAUUCAAAUAAUACACCGGUUGAUUCUUAUUAUAAUCAUUUCUCUUCCUCCUCGUCUUCAAGUAUGCUGCUCACUCCUCCAUUGAGUCCGAGAUUCAUCUCGAAUACAAUCUUUGAGAUUUGUCAUCGAGUUUCAUGCGCAAUUGGAUUAAAUUAUUUUCUAGAAUCAUUAAAGCAUAGUGGCGGGAGUAUGAUGGACAAUCAUGAGAGCGUGUAUACAAAUACAUCAUUGACAGAAGAUUACGACGAAAUGGAUGAUAUUAACACAUCCAUAUCACGUGAUAAAGGUUAUUCAGAACAUGAGGAGGAGGAGGAAUUUCUUUUUGUAAAUACACAACGAAAUUUGAAAAUUCGAGGAAGCAAUAAUAGCUCGAUCUCUAUUUUAACAUAA